GGAAGCGGUGCUCGCUUGACGCACCGCGUGGAGGCCUUGCUGGCUGGCGGUGCCGAGUUCUGGCUUGCGGUCGGACCCGUCGCGGCCGACCCCUUCGUGGGCUGUCCCGUCUGAGCACUCCGUCUCAUUUCGGGAUAACCACGGCCCGCUGGGCGCUGCGCUAUUGACGUGGCCCAACGGCUUCCAUGCAGCUGCUGGGAAGUUUGCAGGUGAUGGUGCCCUUCAGGACCAAAGCGUCCUCGAGGACCCUGUUAUACUCUGCGGCUGCCAUCUCACUUGUGGGUGGGCUAUUAUUCAUCUAUGGGAAAGGCAUUGAUUCGCCCAUGAUGCCGAUAGCAGCAGGGGAUUCCGAUGUUGUCCAAGUCGUGUCAAAUCAGGAAGAACGCCAUAUGACUAUGAAACUUGCCUGUGAUGCUACCAAGUCUCUGCGGCCUGACGAAGAACUUGAAUAUCUCAUCCAACAUUCCAAGUUUCUAGAUCACAUAAUCGUCAACGAAGAUCACAAACUACUCUACUGUUACAUUCCGAAGGUGUCCAGCACCCAGUGGAAGAAGGUGAUGGGCGUGCUGUCGGGUACGCUGCCGGACCGGCCACUGAACGAGAUCUUAGGACGCGCGCCGCAUGAGCGCGGCGUGCACCGCUUCCUCUCCGACUUUCCCCUCGCCGAGGUGCGGAACCGGUUGGCUACCUACACUUCGUUCCUCUUCGUGCGGCACCCGCUCGAACGGCUCGUGUCCGGCUACGUCAACAAGUUCGCCAAGGCCGGGCCGGACGGCUACUUCAACCGCCUUUUCUCGGCAGAGAUCAAGAGGCAGUUCGGGGACGGCCAGCCGGCCAGCAACACUUCUACCGUGACGUUCGACAGCUUCGCGCGCUGGGUUUCCAAUCCGCACCCGAAAAACGUGCUGGGCGCACGCAACGAGCAUUGGAAACCCAUGGUAGACCUGUGCCACCCGUGCGCCGUCAACUACACGAUAAUCGGGAAGAUGGAGACGCUAGCGGAGGAUGCGCGGCUCGUGCUGCGCUCCGCUCGCGUCACAUCUGUCGCCUUCCCCGCCGGCUUCCGUUCAAGGACACACGACACUGCGGCUGACCUUUUCAGCUCGCUAGAACCGGACGUGCAGCGUCAUGUGCUGAGGCUAUACUUCGAGGAUUUGCUCGUGUUUGGGUACCGACCAUCGGAUUUGUAUGUGGCCAACACGACGGCGCAUAUGAACAGCCGAAUCAUGUUCGAGAGUCUGUUGGUUUAGUCAGGGGGGCUAGAUGGUUGAAUCGAAGAUUUCGUGUGAUAAUUAACUGUGGGUAAGUACAUUUCACUAGUUGCGUUUCCCAUGUGCGGAGUCUUGCCAGCCAGUAGAAGCGGACAUGUUUCCACCAGUCUAGCCGUUAAACUUGCUGUUGCUCCCUGUCUGUUUUGUCUUUCUGAUCGUUGUGAAUGGGUCAACACGCUAGCAUGUGUCCGUGACAAUUAUUCAGCUGGAGUCAGAUUUUGUCUACCGGAGGAACGCUGGGAAUGCUCCUGGUUUUCUUCUUGUCUGCUGUCUGAUAAGAUGCUCAUCGACAAUUAUAUUUCAAACGGAUCAA
Molecule: messenger RNA, 1584 nt
Organism: Pollicipes pollicipes
Lineage: Eukaryota; Metazoa; Arthropoda; Thecostraca; Pollicipedomorpha; Pollicipedidae
Product: carbohydrate sulfotransferase 11
Exons: 4
Coding region: 186-1250 (354 amino acids)
Biological process (GO): proteoglycan biosynthetic process; carbohydrate biosynthetic process
Cellular component (GO): membrane
Molecular function (GO): sulfotransferase activity
Source: RefSeq, a predicted model, not a curated record